Messenger RNA from Aspergillus pseudonomiae, 465 nucleotides. RefSeq names its product nuclear transport factor 2 family protein. NCBI's taxonomy places the organism in Eukaryota, Fungi, Ascomycota, Eurotiomycetes, Eurotiales, Aspergillaceae. The coding region runs from base 1 to 465 and encodes 154 amino acids. The record is from RefSeq and is a predicted model, not a curated record. The transcript has a single exon.
AUGUCCUACCCAUCCAGCCUCCCCUCCCUCACCACCCGCGAAGCCAUAGCCGACACCCUCUACCGCUGCGUCGGCGGCUUCGACACCGCCGACGCAGCCCUCUUCGACUCGGCCUUCACCAAAGACGCCACGUUCGACCUGAACGGCCGAGUGCUCGAAGGCCUCGAGUCGAUCCACAAAGACUGCUACGACAAUAUAUCGAAGCUAGAUACGAUCCACUAUAUGAGUAAUGUGCGGGUGAAUGUCAAAGAGGGCGAGGAGAAGGGAUCGUUGACUGCCUCGGCGCUGGCGCAGCACUAUCGGCCCGGGGAGGGUAUACAGGCUGGCACGAAGUAUUUCUUGGCGGGGAGUCUGUAUGAGAUGGAUGUGGUCAGGGAUGAGGGGGAUGGGUUGUGGAAGAUUACGCACUGGAAGUUGAAGAUUGUUUGGGCGGAGGGUGAUUGGGGGGUUGUGCUUGGGGAGUGA